CGCUCCUCCACCUCGAGCGCUUGCAGCAGCCAUGUCCUCGACUGUCUUUGAACUUGUGUGCGGCGCGCAGAGCUACGACUGGGGUAAGCUGGGCAAGGACGGCUCCAAGGUCUCGCACUUUGCGCAGGGCCUCCCCAACUUCUCGUACGAUGGUGACAAGCCCUACGCCGAGCUCUGGAUGGGCACCCAUCCUUCGUGCCCCUCGACGCUCCUGUCGUCCGGCGACGACCUCAAGGAGCACCUCAAGGCGCACCCCGAGCUCCUCGGCGACAAGGUCGUCCGCAAGUUUGGCGACGACCUCCCGUUCCUCUUCAAGGUCCUCGCCAUCCGCAAGGCCCUGUCGAUCCAGGCGCACCCGGACAAGAAGCUCGCCCAGCGCCUUCACGACGAGAAGCCCGACGUCUACAAAGACCCGAACCACAAGCCCGAGAUGGCCGUCGCCCUGACCGACUUUUCCGGCUUCUGCGGCUUCCGCCCACCGACCCAGAUCGCCGCUUUCCUCGACCUCGUCCCCGAGUUUACGGCCGUCGUCGGCUCGUCGGUCGCCGACUCGUUCAAGACCAAGUUCUCGUCGGCGGCCGCUGCUUCGGAGGACGACAAGAAGGCCGGCCUCAAGGACCUCUUCUCGGCGCUCAUGCGCGCCGAGGACAAGCCCGUCAAGGAGCAGGUCGAGAAGCUCGUCGCUCGCGUCGCCAGCGACGGCGCCGGCCUCGACCGCGAGGAGCGCGAGCUCGUCCAGACGCUCAACGGCGACUUCCCGGGCGACGUCGGCGUCUUCUGCACGUUCGUGCUCAACAUCGUGCGCCUCAAGCCGGGCGAGGCCGUCUUCCUCAAGGCCAACGAGCCGCACGCCUACCUCGACGGCGACAUCAUGGAGUGCAUGGCGACGUCCGACAACGUCGUUCGCGCCGGCCUGACGCCCAAGCUCCGCGACGUGCCGACCCUCACCUCGAUGCUCACCUACACGUCGUCGCCGCCGUCGGAGCAGAUCAUGACGCCCGUCGGGUUCCGCUCGACCAGGCACACGACUUUGUACGACCCGCCCAUCGACGAGUUCUCGGUCCUCCUCACCGACCUCAAGGCGGGCGAGACCGAGACGUACGACUCGAUCGAGGGCCCGAGCAUCCUGAUCUUUACCCAGCUCGAGGGCGAGGGCCAAGGCGCCAGGCUCUCGUGGAGCAACGGCGACGAGAAGGUCUCGCGCGAGGGCCAGGUCUUUUUCGUCGGCGCCGGCGAGGAGGUGACGGUCGAGGCCAAGGGUGGCCGUGUUGUCGCCUACCGCGCGUUCGUCGAGGCGCAGUAGAUAACCCCGUCCCCCUCGAGCUCUUCCCCCCUCCCCUCGUCUUGACCUCCCUCGCUGCAUAGAUCUCUCCUCGCCCCACUGUCACCUGCAUCACGGACACUGUUCGCUAGUCUC
This is a messenger RNA of Rhodotorula graminis WP1, 1417 nucleotides long. RefSeq lists its product as uncharacterized. Gene Ontology annotation, cellular component: cytosol. Gene Ontology annotation, biological process: carbohydrate metabolic process; GDP-mannose biosynthetic process. The transcript has 9 exons. The coding region runs from base 32 to 1303 and encodes 423 amino acids. Lineage: Eukaryota; Fungi; Basidiomycota; Microbotryomycetes; Sporidiobolales; Sporidiobolaceae. Gene Ontology annotation, molecular function: zinc ion binding; mannose-6-phosphate isomerase activity. The record is from RefSeq and is a predicted model, not a curated record.